Messenger RNA from Magnolia sinica, 2139 nucleotides. RefSeq lists its product as uncharacterized. Lineage: Eukaryota; Viridiplantae; Streptophyta; Magnoliopsida; Magnoliales; Magnoliaceae. The record is from RefSeq and is a predicted model, not a curated record. Gene Ontology annotation, cellular component: membrane; endomembrane system. The transcript is spliced from 12 exons. The coding region runs from base 85 to 1881 and encodes 598 amino acids.
CUCAAAAGAGAAACACUCACUCUGCCGUCUCUAGCAGAGCCCAAGAUCUCGCUUUCCCAUCUUUCUGUCUUUCUAGGGCGGGAAAUGGCGCCACCAUCGGAUCAGCCUCCUCUUCCACCGGCGGAGCCACAACAGAGGCCGCGCCAGCAGCAGCCGCAGAGUUUCGGGCAGAUGCUCUCGGGCAUCAUACGGAUGGCGGUUUUCUGGUAUUUCGCGAUGAAGUUCUUCUCUCCCAAAAAGCCCUCCGAUCCUUCCCAACUCAUCUCUAAUAUCUUCCAAAAGGGCGAGCCUCUUGACAUGUGGCUUUAUAUUUCUGAAUAUGAAAAGUUCAACGACUUUGGUAACGAGGGUGCCCUUGUUUGGCAUGAGACAAAUGUUCCGUAUGCAGUUUGGGGACGAGAUAGCAGUAGGUCUCAUUCGUUGAAGUAUUAUCCAUCGGAGGCUGUGAAGAAUAAUGGGAGCCUGUAUGCACAUGUUUUCUUUGCUCGGUCGGGUUAUCCUCCAGAUCCAAAUGAUCCUGAAUAUCAGCCUUUGUCUGCAUUUGGGAGGACACACUCCAUCGUGGCAUACUUGCCCAAGUCAAAAUCAGAUAAAAGAAGGAGCCUAUUGGGAAGUUCCAAAGAAUCUGAAGAGGUUGAACCGUCUUCUGAGGCCAUGGAUGAAAGUCUCGUUGAUUCUAAAGAUGAUGGACCUAUAGAAUGGGUUUCAUAUUGGAAACCGAAUAUUACAAUUAAUCUAGUUGAUGACUUCACAAGAUACCCCCAUAAUGCUAUUCCACCAAAUAUUGCUGGUUACUUGAAUGUUGAGCAUUCUACUGGGAACUACUACCCAACGGUUUUCUUCAAUGAGUUUUGGCUGCUAAGGGACAAGUUGAUACCACUCAAUGAUACAGUGACCGAAUUGCUGCUAAAUUUAGAGCUGGGUCCCAUUAGCAUGACAAAGUGGCAACUAUUCUUACAGAUUGAUCAAUCAUUCCAGAUUCACCGAAGCUAUGGAAGUAUGCUCGAAGGCGAGGCUGAUCAACUUAAGAGGGUAUUCUUGGAAGGAAAUCCAUAUCUCCUGGUGAUUACAAUGGUUGUGUCUUUAUUUCAUUCGGUGUUCGACUUCUUGGCAUUUAAGAAUGAUAUUCAGUUUUGGAACAAAAACAAGUCCAUGGAGGGACUCUCCGCUAAGUCAGUUGUCGUUAGCUUUAUCUGCCAGAUGAUCGUUUUUCUCUAUCUACUUGACAACGAUACUUCCUGGAUGAUCCUUGCGAGCUCUGGCAUUGGUUGCUGCAUUGAAUUUUGGAAAAUUGGGAAGGCCAUGCACAUUGAGAUUGACAGAAGCAGAACGAUCCCCAUGUUGAGAUUCCGAGACCGUGAAUCUUAUGCCCAAAAUAAAACAAAAGAGUAUGAUGAUCUUGCUAUGAAGUAUCUAUCCUAUGUUCUUUUCCUCCUUGUGGCAUGCUCUUCCAUCUACUCUCUCAUGUAUGAGCGCCACAAGAGUUGGUAUUCUUGGAUACUCUCUUCCCUUACAAGCUGUGUGUACAUGUUUGGUUUUAUUAUGAUGUGCCCACAACUGUUCAUAAAUUAUAAGCUGAAAUCAGUUGCUCAUCUACCCUGGAGACAGAUGACCUACAAAUUCCUAAACACCAUCAUCGAUGAUCUAUUUGCUUUUGUCAUCAAAAUGCCGAUGUUACACCGGCUCUCCGUUUUCCGAGAUGAUGUUAUUUUCCUGAUAUAUCUCUACCAGAGGUGGAUUUAUCCGGUUGACAGGAAACGUGUAAAUGAGUUUGGUUUUGGGGGUGAAGAUGAAGACAGUGGCUCAACUAACGCUGAUGUGGCUGCCAUUCAGGACACUGAUUCAUCUGUCGAGAAGGUCAAAGAAAAGAAGACCAACUGAACUGAGCUGUUCUCAUUAGGCUUUGAAAUCAUGUUUGCAGCACAGUUGAACUGUAAAAUUAAAAUAGGAUUUGGUUUCUGGUCUACUCUUUUAGACAUCCUACCUGAAGCAUGUCAGAUUCCAGGUGCACUUGGCCAUCUCUGCCAUAUGGCAAAAAUUUUAUGGCUGAGCAGGACGUGGGGAGCUGGGGCUCCAUUGCUGAUUGUAUUACAUAAGUAAUGAUGGCUUUGUUUCUAUUUCAUUCUCUGUUUCUAUUUU